Messenger RNA from Cottoperca gobio, 4955 nucleotides. RefSeq names its product poly(A) specific ribonuclease subunit PAN3 (gene pan3). NCBI's taxonomy places the organism in Eukaryota, Metazoa, Chordata, Actinopteri, Perciformes, Bovichtidae. Gene Ontology annotation, molecular function: poly(A) binding; metal ion binding. The record is from RefSeq and is a predicted model, not a curated record. The transcript is spliced from 19 exons. Gene Ontology annotation, biological process: mRNA processing; nuclear-transcribed mRNA poly(A) tail shortening. Bases 106 to 2667 code for a protein of 853 amino acids. Gene Ontology annotation, cellular component: PAN complex; P-body.
UUUUGCAGCGUGUAAACUCGUUGUACCCACAAUGCAAAGCAAUGCUAGCUGGUCCCUAGCAGAGCAGAAAACAACAACAGGCUACUUUGCGAAGAAGGCAGCUGCAUGGAUAGCGACAACAACGACGACCAGGAUUUCAUGCAUGCAAAGAGCAUUUCUUCUGCCAAAAAGCAUCUUAGCAUUAUAAUCAGCGGUGGCGGCAGCAGCGGUGCCAUGAACAGUGGACUCCCAGCUUCAGCUGCUCCGCUCGGGGUUGCCGGGAUACCAAAUGUCAAGGUGAAGUUUUGCCGAUAUUACGCGAAAGACAAAACCUGCUUUUAUGGAGAAGAGUGUCAGUUCCUGCAUGAUGAACCGUCCAUGGGAAGCCUGCCGCUGCACGGUGGCGGUAGCCCCGUCCCGUUGUCCAUGGCCGGGGGUGGCGGGACGCCAGCGGGGUAUUCCCUUGGCGGACCCGCGGCCGCCUGCCCGGGUGGCGGGGGGACCGGUGUGUCCAAGAAAAGCGAAACAUUGGGGCCUGCAGGCACGUCUCUGGAGGGGCAGCUGUUAACCAUCCCAGGGAUGGAGGGUGCGUCACUGAGCGAUGCCAAUCUCACCAAUUCUUACUUCAGCAGCAGCUUUAUUGGGGUCAAUGGGUUUGGAAGCCCAGCAGAGUCUAAAUACUCAAUGAUGCAGCGAAUGACUACCAGCAGCAGCUCUCCCAGUCUCCUUAACGACGGUGCCAAGAACUUCAGCCACAGCACUCAUGAUCCAGUGAACUCCCCGACAUCCUCACUAUUUAGUGAUUUUGGUUCUCUUAGCAUUUCCCAAAGGAGAAAGGCUCCUAACCCAGCAGCAAGUGAGUUCAUCCCUAAGGGAGCUCCACGCAUGGCAGCCAUGGCUCAGUCCACCAUGGCUCAGUCCACUAUGGCUCAGUCCACUAUGGCUCAGUCCACUAUGGCUCAAACCACCAUGGCUCAGUCCACAGUCCAGGCCUUCCCUUCACCAAUCUUCCCACAUCCUGGUCUCAGCAGCUCCACAGCUGCUGCGCUGGCUCCUGGCAUGUCUCUGUCUGCGGGAUCUUCUCCUCUUCACUCCCCAAAAAUUACACCGCACACCUCACCUGCUCCUCGCCGGCGCAGUCACACCCCAAACCCUGCCAACUACAUGGUGCCCACCACUGCAGCUGACCAGGCUACUCACAUAAUCCAGAAAGAGACUGUAGGGGGGACGACCUACUUCUACACAGACAACACCCCGGCACCAAUGGCUGGGAUGGUGUUUCCUACCUACCAUAUCUAUCCCCCCACUGCUCCCAAUGUGGCUUACAUGCAGCCGAAAGCCAAUGCCCCAUCUUUCUUCAUGGCUGAUGAACUCCGACAGGAGUUGAUAAACAGACAUCUGAUAACCAUGGCCCAGAUUGAUCACUCAGAGAACCCAGAUGUACCGUCUGAGGUGGACAGCUACCACAGCCUCUUUCCCCUCGAGGCCCUCCCCCCACCAAACCGCAUGCAGAAGACCAGCAACUUCAGCUACAUCACCUCCUGCUACAAGGCAGUCAACAGCAAAGAUGACCUGCCUUACUGCCUGAGGAGGAUACACGGUUUCCGCCUUGUUAACACCAAGUGCAUGAUGCUGGUGGACAUGUGGAAGAAGAUUCAGCACUCAAACUCAGUAACACUGAGGGAGGUCUUCACCACAAAGGCCUUUGGAGACCAUUCGUUGGUGUUCUCCUAUGACUUCCAUGCGGGUGCAGAAACCAUGUUCAGCAGACACUUCAAUGAUCCAGCAGCAGACUCGUACUUCACCAAGAGGAAGUGGGGACAACACGAGCCUCCUCCGCCACGGCAGCAUGCAGGUCUGCUCCCCGAGUCUCUGAUCUGGGCUUACAUCGUCCAGCUCAGCUCGGCCCUGCGCACCAUCCACACCGCCGGCCUGGCCUGCCGCGUCAUGGACCCCAGCAAGAUUGUUAUUACUGGCAAGACCAGGUUACGGGUGAACUGUGUUGGUGUGUUUGAUGUCUUAACUUUUGACAGCAGUCAGACCAAUCAUCUUGCCCUAAUGCCACAGUACCAGCAAGCAGACCUAGUGUCACUGGGCAAGGUGGUGCUGGCGCUGGCAUGUAACUCCUUGGCUGGCAUUCAAAGGGAGAACCUGCAGAAGGCCAUGGAGCUGGUGUCUAUCAACUACUCGUCAGACCUCAAGAACCUCAUUCUGUAUCUGCUUACUGAACAGUCUCGCCUGCGCAGUGUCAACGACAUUAUGCCGAUGAUUGGAGCUCGCUUCUACACACAACUGGAUGCAUCGCAGAUGAGGAAUGAUGUCAUUGAGGAAGACCUGGCUAAGGAGGUGCAAAACGGCCGUCUCUUCCGCCUGUUGGCUAAACUGGGCACGAUCAACGAGCGUCCAGAGUUUCAGAAGGACCCGACGUGGUCGGAGACGGGCGACCGCUACCUGUUGAAGCUUUUCCGGGAUCACCUGUUCCACCAGGUGACAGAAGCUGGGACGCCCUGGAUCGACCUCAGCCACAUCGUCUCCUGCCUCAACAAACUGGACGCGGGCGUUCCUGAGAAGAUCAGCCUGGUGUCUCGGGAUGAGAAAAGCGUCCUGGUUGUGACCUACUCGGACCUGAAGCGCUGUUUCGACAGUACCUUCCAGGAGCUGCAGGCUGCAGCCUCCGGCUCUCUGUAGCGCCCUCUUCGGGCCCGGGAUGGGACUGCCCGUACCUGGAGCACACUAUUGCACUACAGCGAGGACCAGGCUCAUGGAGAUGACAUCAGCAUGGUGAAGGCAGCGGGGCAGGGCUUCUUGAACCUCAGUCACAUACACUGACCGUGUCCACCAGGAAGGCUUUUUCUAAAGUGUAUUUUUUUUAGUUUUCCUAAACCCCGCAGCUGAAAAUCAUAAAUCAAAAGGAAAAAAACAAAACAUAAAAGGACAAAUACGGAAGCUGUGACGAACGAGUAUGAUGACAUUUUUUUAGAUUUGGGGAACAAAACGAGAAACAAACCACGAGGUUUUGAACUUUUUCCGGCUUUUAUUGUUUGUUUCUACAGUUGGGAUUUAUUUUUCUGAAGAGGAUGCACUAAGAUUUUAAUUUUUUUGUUAAUUUGUUUUUUUUUAUCAAUUUGUGUGAGUGGCCUACAGGGUGUACAGAGAGCUAACGUCACACACGGACAUGAAACCAGAGCAAGAAUUAAAACAAACAAACAAAGAAAUCCAGCUUUCUAUCGCCUGCAUCUCUCUUCCGGCUGGAGACCGCACCCCUUCAUUCUGACGCUCUAGGGGAGGGGACAUACCAAUCGAGGCUUUCAUUGGGGUGGGAUGCCACCUGUUUCAUCAAAUGGACCAUCCCGCCUUUGCCUCGGUUGUUGGUUCCCCCCCCCCUCAGAAAGGAAAAACCACUUGGGUGGGUGGGUUCUUAAAACUGGAAAAAUGGAUGACAUUUGUGUUCAGGAGAUUGUGGAACAUCAGGCUCAUAUGUGUGGGUGGGUGGGCUCGCAUGGACUGGGAUUUGGGGGGUUAAAGGUGGGGGGGUUUUUUGGCACUGAAGAAGGGGUGUCUUCUCCCGGUGCCGCCUACAAAGUGUUUGUUACAUAUGCAGCAACCACCUUUUGGUUAAUGGACACUAUUGUGACAUGAACUGCUCAAGGAUGGGUGGGUUUGUUUCAGCUGUCCAGCACCUGGUUGUAGCCCGUGGGUGGGUGGGUGGGUCUUCUGUUGAGGUGGAGCCACAGCUGCCUCUUUGUGGAAUGUCCUUAUUUUGUCCCCCGCCCAUCCUCCUGCCCCCAAUGUCCCCUUUCUCUCUUUCUCUCUCCUCUUCUUCCUGCUUUUAUCCCGAUCUGCCCGUCUACGUUUGAGAGAAAAGUGACACUUUUUGUGAUUUUUCUAGGUAUUUUUUCUCUUUGCUCAGAUAUUGUGCAGGAAUGCAUGAUGGGAACUUGGAGGGCAAUUCAUUUUUGCCUCAAUUCAACUUUAUUAUUCUGUGGACCAAUUCCAGCAGGGGGGGGAGGGGGAGGGAUGGAGGGCCAAGAAGUGAACAGGGCACCAACUGUUUUUUAGUUUUAUUUUACUUUUAAAGAUCAUGGAAUAUGCUGGAGACGAAGCAGCGGCGCCGACUGCUGCUCUCACUCGAAUGGCUUGGAUUUCUCUCAGGAUGACUAACAGCUGGAGGGGCCCAAUGAUUGAAUGUGUUUGGCUGUCAUUGGCUGCCCCCUGUCCAGUCGGAUAGAUGAGUGGGUGGGACGUCUUCUGGUGGAGGUUAAGAGCGUUACACGUAGGCACUGUGGAGAUCAUGCUGUAGGGACUUCAUGUUGCCCUUAAGUACGGUUCAUAUUCCUUUUGAUUUAAAUCUCUUUGAAUCAAAGCGACUGAAUACAUUUGGUGCAAACCUGCUUCACCCUGAUAAAGAGAUGAAUCCAAGCGCUGUCUCACCACUGUUCUUGAUUUCUCUGCCUUAGUGUAGUUCUCUGUAGCUUUCGACGUGCGUGUACAAACGUAAGACUAGAAGAACAGGGUCUCGUGUAUGAAGCACACGGUCAGAGAAGAGACGGAUCAAGGUGAACGACGUAAACAAGAACAGUGUCUCGGCUUUUACCUUUCAGAGUUAGCAUUGAAGUGGACGGUCUGUACUUGGGGGUAACACACCUGCAGGGCGCUGGUAAGAUCAUGUACUACUUCCUCUGUUUUAGUGAAAUAAACAGACACAUAAUUGGUGAAUGUGGUGCUAUAGAAAACCCUCAAAACACACACACGCCCCCCCAACUUGGUCCACACAAUGUCAGUGCUCAUAUCACUAUCUUCCACCUCAUAACACACUCCAGUUAAUAUUAGUGACGGACUUCUUCUCCUCCCCCACAUCAGCACAACUACUACAAUCACCAUCUUAGUAUGUUUUAUGCCCCUCUUGUGUUCUCUUGUCUCAAAUUUUGCAAUAUUUGUGUGUACAGCAGUAUUUUAAUAAAGAAUACCAAAACUGA